AUGCCUACCGUAAACAGUGUCCUGGGUCCCGUGGACGUGAACGACCUGGGAUUCACCCUGAUGCACGAGCACGUGCUGAACAGCUCCGCGGGGAUACCGCAGACUUUUCCUGAGCUGGUCGACCGUGACCAGGCGAUCGCCCGGGGUAUAGCCGCCCUGAAGGACGCCGCGGCCGAGGGCGUGCGGACCUACGUGGACGUAACCACUAUGGACCUGGGCAGGGACAUAGGCGUAAUCCGGACCGUUGCUGAGCAGGUGGACGUGCACAUAAUUGCUGCCACGGGGAUAUGGGUGGACAUCCCCAGGUCCAUUGCCAGGGGUGUGAGCCCGGACCAGCUGGCCAAGGCCUUCAUCAGAGAUAUAGAGGUGGGCCUCGACGGGACGGACAUCAAGCCGGGGGUCAUCAAGGUUGCCACUACGGAGGAGGGCGUGACGCCGGCCAACGAGGUCGUACUGCGCGCGGCUGCCCGCGCCUCCAAUCACACCGGCGUGCCCAUCACUACCCAUACUGCCGCCCCCGAAAGGGUGGGCAACGGCCAGGUGCAGAUAUUCCUCGAGGAGGGUGUAGACCUGAACAGGGUGUACAUCGGGCACAGCAACGACACGGAGGACCUGGACUAUCUAUCGGGACUGAUCCGGCAGGGCUGCUACCUGGGUAUGGACCGCUAUCCCGGAGGCCGCGUCCAGGGCCCAAAGUGGGAGGAGCGCACCCGGGUAGUUAAGGAGUUGCUGGAUAUGGGUCUGGUCGACCGUGUGACGCUGUCCCACGACUAUCCUCUCUCCUUCCUGCUGACGCCGGAGAUGAACGAGGAGCGCAAUACCUACAACCCGGACGAGGUGUGCUUCAUCAACCGGGUCGUGCUCCCACGCCUGCGAGAGCUUGGUGUCAGCGACGAGGCCAUACACACCAUGAUGGUGGACAACCCUCGUCGCUUCUUCGGUGGGGACUAG
Messenger RNA from Geodia barretti, 951 nucleotides. The record is from the annotation of a GenBank genome assembly. NCBI's taxonomy places the organism in Eukaryota, Metazoa, Porifera, Demospongiae, Tetractinellida, Geodiidae.